This is a messenger RNA of Gilbertella persicaria, 1581 nucleotides long. RefSeq lists its product as uncharacterized. The record is from RefSeq and is a predicted model, not a curated record. The transcript is spliced from 4 exons. Gene Ontology annotation, cellular component: cytoplasm. Gene Ontology annotation, molecular function: saccharopine dehydrogenase (NAD+, L-lysine-forming) activity. NCBI's taxonomy places the organism in Eukaryota, Fungi, Mucoromycota, Mucoromycetes, Mucorales, Choanephoraceae. Bases 94 to 1224 code for a protein of 376 amino acids.
AUCCAUCUUGUUUCAAAAACAAAAAGAGUAUAUAAACACCAGUUGUUUUUUGUAUCCUUUCUUGAUCUUUAUUUCAAAAAACAUACUAUUGACAUGUCUUCUACUACUGCUUCUAACAACGGACCUCACCUCUGGCUUCGUGCUGAAACUAAGCCCAUGGAACACAGAGCCGCAUUGACUCCUGCUACCGCAAAGACUUUAUUAGAUGCUGGUUUCAGAAUCACUGUUGAGCGUUCUGAACAAAGAAUCUUUGAUGAUGAAGAAUAUGCCAAGGUUGGAUGUCCUCUUGUUGAAAAGUUGAGCUGGAAAACCGAUGCUCCUGCUGAUGCUUACAUUGUUGGUUUGAAGGAACUUCCUGAAAACGAUGAUUCCCCUUUGCAACACACUCAUAUCUUCUUCGCUCACUGCUUCAAGAACCAAGGUGGCUGGAAAGAAUUGUUGCACCGUUUCGAUGCUGGUAAAGGUACUAUUCUUGACCUUGAAUUCUUGAACGAUGCUAAUGGUCGCCGCGUUGCCGCUUUUGGCUAUAUGGCUGGGUUUGCUGGCUCUGCUGUUGGUGUUGAUGUUUGGUGUCACCAAAAGUUUGGCAACAAGGAAAAGUAUGGUGCCUUGACUCCUUAUCCCAACGAAGAUGCUUUGAUUUGUUACACUAAGGACCGUCUUGCUAAAGCUGUCGCCUUGAACAACAAUGAAUAUCCCAAGGUUAUGGUAAUGGGUGCUUUGGGUCGUUGCGGUACUGGUGCUUGUGACUUUGCUCGUAAGGUUGGUAUUCCUGAAGAGAACAUCAUCAAGUGGGAUAUCAAUGAAACCAAGAAGGGUGGUCCUUUCCCUGAGAUUAUUCAAGCUGAUAUCUUUGUCAACUGUAUAUAUCUUAACCAAAAGAUUCCUCCUUUCAUUACUCAAGAAUUAAUUGAUGGUGAUCGCAAACUUUCUGUUAUUUGUGAUGUCUCUUGUGACACUACUAACCCCAACAACCCCAUUCCUGUCUACUCUAUCAACACCACUUUUGACAAGCCUACUGUCCCUGUUGAGACCACCAACCCCUAUCCUCUUGAAGUCUGUUCUAUUGACCACUUGCCUACUCUCUUACCUAGAGAAAGCUCUGAUAUGUUCUCACAAGAUCUCUUGCCUACCAUGUUGGCAUUGAAUGAGCGUUCUAACAACCCUGUCUGGAAUGGUGCUGAAAACUUGUUCAAGGAAAAAUUGCAAGCAGCUAGAUCUUAAGCGUUUUGUAUUGUUAGAGAAAUUGUUAUAUAUUCCCAAAUUGUAUAUUAGUAAAGACAUGAUUGUAUCUCUUUCAUCUUAAUAUUGAAAUUCCAUGUAUGAUUUGAAGAGAAAAAUGAGGCGAUACUAGGAAAUCACUUUCACUUUGCAAAAUUACUCCAGACAGAGAUGAAGAGAUCGAAUCUGCAAACGAAUUGGCAGGUAUACAUAGUGAUGGGUAAUGAAUAAACACCGAUUUGAUUACGCCCGUUUGGUCAUCGUGUGCGAUUAAUAAAUUUCAUGGAUUCCUUUUCUAAAAUAUGAAGGUAAAUAACAAGAUUUGUGCAAAUAGAUUAUUUAAGCCCAAUAAAAACUAGG